Molecule: messenger RNA, 2456 nt
Organism: Amborella trichopoda
Lineage: Eukaryota; Viridiplantae; Streptophyta; Magnoliopsida; Amborellales; Amborellaceae
Gene: KEA5
Product: K+ efflux antiporter 5
Biological process (GO): proton transmembrane transport; potassium ion transmembrane transport
Cellular component (GO): membrane
Molecular function (GO): potassium:proton antiporter activity
Source: RefSeq, a predicted model, not a curated record
UUCCUUUGAAGAAACGACAAAGCCUCGUGUAGCUGCAGAUCCCUGCGCAAGGGAAAAAUAAUAUAAAAAAAGGUACAAUAAUUUUGAAAUCGAGUUCUCCCAAUUAAUUUGAAAUGAUUUUUUGCUCUUUCUCAGGGGAGAAUAUGCCCUAUAUCUCUACAAAUUUUUAAGUUGGAAUUUUCAAGCUAGUUUUUUGCUGGAGCCUUACAAUGGUGAAGAAGUGGGUCGCCGUGAUAUUUGUUGCCAUGGCGAUUCUUCCGGCCUGCAUUGCCGGAAUAUCUGAUAAAGAUAUCAGGGAAAAGUUCUACGGGAACUUGAGUUUUCAGGCGACGCCUCCAGAUCCAGGAGAAGGGAGCAUCGCAAAGAUGUUUGAUCGGGUUUUGGAGAAGGAGUUUUCAGAGCAGGAUCAACCAGAGGGAUCUGAUGGGAGUAGCUUUAAUAGCACUGUAGCAGAUCAACAGGGCGUAUUGGAGACUGUUGCAAGAGUUACUCAUGAGAAGUCCAAGAAAAAUGAUACUCAAGAAGCAAAUGGCACUAGAUCAUUCCAGUUGCAAGAUGUCUUUGCCCUGGACAACGAGGGGUCUGAUGAUAUGCCGACGUUGAUAGAUAAAAAGGACAAUGUAUUCAUAAUGUCCAAUCGAAAAUCAAAGUAUCCUGUGCUUCAAGUGGACGUAAGGUUAAUUUCAGACCUAGUGGUUGUAAUUGUUUCUGCUACAGUUGGUGGAAUUACCUUGGCCUGCUUGGGGCAACCAGUUAUUACGGGUUAUCUCCUUGCAGGUUCCCUCAUAGGUCCGGGGGGCUUGAGUUUCAUUAGUGAAAUAGUACAGGUUGAGACUGUGGCACAGUUUGGUGUGGUCUUUCUCCUUUUCGCUUUAGGCCUUGAAUUCUCUUUGCCUAAGUUAAGAGCUGUUGGGGCUGUUGCUGUUCUUGGUGGGUUACUUCAGAUUGUCAUUUUUAUGUGCCUGUGUGGCAUAACUGCCUUGUUAUGUGGUGCAAAGUUGUCUGAGGGCAUAUUUGUUGGUACAUUUUUAUCAAUGUCAUCAACUGCCGUGGUGCUGAAAUUUUUGGUGGAACGCAGUAGUUCUAAUGUAAUUCAUGGCCAAAUCACAAUAGGAACUCUUAUUCUGCAGGAUUGUGCUGUUGGAUUGCUAUUUGCUUUGCUCCCAGUUCUGGGUGGCAAUAGUGGAAUUUUUCAAGGAGUUAUGUCUAUGGCGAAGUUGUUGCUGGUUUUGUCCCUGUUCUUAAUGGCUACAUCUAUUUUGUCUUGGUCUUUUGUUCCUCGGUUCUUGAAGUUAAUGAUCCAGCUUUCCUCGCAAACAAAUGAACUUUAUCAGCUGGCAUCUGUGGCUUUCUGCUUAUUGGUAGCUUGGUGCAGUGAUAAAUUGGGGCUGAGUCUUGAACUUGGUUCAUUUGUUGCUGGGGUUAUGAUAUCUAACACUGAUUUUGCUCAACAUACACUAGAUCAGGUGGAGCCAAUUCGAAACCUAUUUGCGGCUCUCUUUCUAGCCAGUAUUGGAAUGCUCAUACAUGUCCAGUUCUUAUGGAGUCAUGUAGAUAUAUUGCUAGCAUCUGUGAUUCUUGUUGUGGUUAUAAAGACAAUUGUGAUUGCAUUGGUGAUCAAGGGGUUUGGAUACAACAUCCGGACAUCAUUUCUUGUGGGACUAUCACUUGCUCAAAUUGGAGAGUUUGCAUUUGUUCUUUUAAGUCGCGCCUCAAAUCUGCAUCUUAUUGAGGGGAAAAUGUAUCUUCUACUUUUGGGAACUACAGCACUCAGCCUGGUAACUACUCCACUCAUGUUUAAGUUGAUCCCAGCGGUCAUGCACCUCGGAAUUCUAAUGCAUUGGUUCCCUGCAGAGAGUGCUCAAAAUGAGAAAGAGAAGGAUGUGCUGCGUAUAUUCCCUAGAGUCGAAGAUAUCUGAGAUGGGAUUUCCGUGCUGCCGAUGACUGCAGGAGAGAGCAGCCAUGCUUGAAGCCCACAAUAGGUUGCUGUGAGGACCAAAGAAUUCGACACAAGCCACUCUCGAUCUGAUUGUAUGCAGAAAAAUUAUGUAUGCACUUUAUGAACUCAAAAUGCUUGCGGACAAUGGAUUCAAUCUGCUCUCCGAUCGAAUGAGCUAUGAGCUGCGGAUCCAAAAUCAAACAUUCUUUUGAGGGACAAACAAUUUUUAGCUCUGAAGCAUCCUUGGAGGCUAGUCCCAUCUUUGUGGAUUGUAAUUAUCAGGCCAUUAAUGAGUUCGUGACCAAAUAUCGAGCUAAUAGCUGCCUCCCCUGUACAUAUUACUACGGGUUUUGAUUGUUGAUUUGUAUAACUCGGGUUCUCUUUGGCAGCUUUUGUUUUUCUUUUUCUUUUUGGAGAUUCAAUUGAUUGUAACUUAGAGAGAUGAUGUUUUGUGUUGGCAAAGCUUAACGAAUUAAAUUUCAGUGGAAUACUUGAAGCUCGUGAGAUGUUAGCCCUU